Messenger RNA from Myodes glareolus (Bank vole), 1692 nucleotides. The record is from RefSeq and is a predicted model, not a curated record. NCBI's taxonomy places the organism in Eukaryota, Metazoa, Chordata, Mammalia, Rodentia, Cricetidae.
UGCAGACACUCCAGCUGGACUGAGGACCCAGCCAUGUCUCUGCUGGCAGCUGUGCUGCUGCUCUGGGGCUUCACUCUGGGACCAGCCACUGCUGUGUUCGUCUAUACUUCCAGCGAAGCUACCCUUUGGGCAGACCCUCAGUCCCUGCUGCAACCCUGGGCCAACCUGACACUCACGUGUGAAGCUGAAUUCCCUACCAAGGACUUCCAGCUGAUUAUGAACGGAUGGCACCUUGACCAAGUCCACCUUGAUAAAUACGUCAGGUCACACCGGUUCCAGCUGGGAGCAAUUACAAGCAGCAACAGCGGCCUCUACCGCUGCCGGUAUGGCGUGGAGCCCCCCACUAGUAAACUGACCGAGCUGAACAGGUGGACAAUGCUUAGCAAUCCUGUCGAGGUGACAGGGACAGAGCCCUUGCCCCGACCCUGGCUUACUGCCGAGCCAGUGCCCUGGAUCACCUCUUUCCUGGGCACAUACCUGCAGUGUCAAGCUGCACUGCGGGGCGUCACUUUCCUGCUGAGGUUGGAAGGAGAUGAUAGCUUCCUGAUGGUGACUACAGCCCAAGAUAUGGAAAAGGCCUGGUUUGUAGUCCGCAAACCUGGCACCUACAGCUGCAGCUACCGGACUCAUGCAGAGGGCGUCCCCUCUGAGCCCAGUGCUUCUGUGACCAUCAAAAAGUACGCCACACCGCCUCCGCCCCUUCUGUAUUUUAUGGGAAAUUACCCAGUGGUCCAGCGUCGGAGCACACAUGAGACCCUGGCCUGCAAAGCGCCUCGGAAUGCGGCUGAAUUCCAACUCAGGCGUGGCGAGAAGGUGCUAAACAUUCGUGGGGUGAGCCCUCUCCGAGACCUCAGUCUCUACUACCUGAACUUGACCGAGCUGGAGGACCAAGGCCCUUUCACCUGCCGCUACCGUCUGCACAGAAAGUUGGACACUUGGUCUGAAGACAGUGAACCCAUAGAGCUCAUGUGGAGUGACGAGACGCUGCCGGCACCCACGCUCACUGCGGAGCCAUCAAAUCAGAACCUUGAACCUGGCUCGACCGUGCAUCUUCGAUGUACCGCACCCAAGGCUGGCCUCCGCUUUGGCCUACAACGCCAGGGUGACUCCGAGGACCCCCUGCUCCAGAUGCUAAAACCGUCUGGAACCGAAGCUGUCUUUGAGCUGCACAAUAUCUCGACAAUAGACUCUGGCAACUACAGCUGUAUCUACAUGGAACAGGAACCGCCUUUCUCAGGGUCUGCUCCCAGUGAGCUCCUGGAGCUCCACGUGAAAGGGCCACCACCCCGGCCAAAGCUUGAAGCUCUGUGGACGGGCGUUGUACCUCUGGGCCAUGAAGCCCACUUUCGUUGCCACGGCCACGUGCCCAAGGUCAGCAUGGAGCUGGUACGUGAGGGCUUCCGCAUACCCUUCUGGAUGAAUCAAGCAAUGACAAGUACCUCAGCUGAACUGAAGCUGCCCUUCGUGGGUCCCCAACACACAGGCAACUACAGCUGCCGCUAUACAGCCUUGUCGCCCUUCACCUUUGAGUCAGGAACCAGCGACCCCGUGGAGGUUAGAGUAGAAGGUAUCUGACGUGACUGCAGACACAGGUAUCCUUGGAAAAGGUUGAAGGCAGGAAGAACUCCUAUUCUUCCCAACGUAAGAUGCCUCUCCUUCAAUCUCCCUGGACUUAAUAAAUGUCAAACAAGA